Molecule: messenger RNA, 919 nt
Organism: Chelonia mydas (Green sea turtle)
Lineage: Eukaryota; Metazoa; Chordata; Testudines; Cheloniidae
Product: caspase-14
Exons: 5
Coding region: 1-831 (276 amino acids)
Biological process (GO): proteolysis
Molecular function (GO): cysteine-type endopeptidase activity
Source: RefSeq, a predicted model, not a curated record
AUGGUGGAGAGACUAACAGCUGGACCCUCGUUGCAGGCGUACGACAUGGGGGGAGCGCGUCUCGCCCUGACGCUCUGUGCCACUGAGAAUCGGGAAGGAGCUGAGAGUGACAUCAAGGCCCUGGAAAUAAUGUUUAACACUUUGGGCUUUAAGAACCAGGUGAUCAGGCAUCCCAAGGCAUCGGGUUUCAGGGAGGAGCUGGAGAAGUUCAGAAAUAAAAUUGACACCAAGAGUGAUCCCGUGAGCUGCUGCUUUGUUGUCCUCAUGGCUCACAGUGGGAAGAGCAAGAAUCCUGGAGACGACAGGCCUAAGUCAGGCACUGAUGGGGAGGAAAUGGAGCUGGAGAAGCUGUUUGCAGAGAUGACCAAUGAGACCUGCCGAGCGCUGCGGGGCAAACCCAAGGUCUUCAUCAUCCAGGCCUGCCGGGGGGAUAGCAAAGACAAAGGUGUCCUUGUGAAGAAGUCUGAUCCAACUGACAGCCCUGCAAUCAACAGUUGCUCCGCCAGCCAGCGCUCACUCAACCAGCUCCUCUUCACACACACCGACAGCCUUUUCGUCUAUGCGUCUGCCCCAGGACACGUCGCCUAUCGACAUGAACAGGAUGGAUCCUGGUUGAUUCAGACCAUAGCGGAGGUCUUCAAGGAGUCUCAAGGCUUUCACGUGCUGGAAUUACUUACCGAGGUAAGGGACGCAGGAGACGUUCUCCUACCUCUGCAUCUGGUGACUCCCUCCUACGUCUCUGUGUGUAUCGCUGGGUGUCUUAGCCAAGGCUGUGAUCUGGAGUGUGACCCAGAUCCCAAUGUCCACAGGGAGAGAGCUGCCUCCCCGUAAUACACACAGCUCGGACGCCGGACCUGGGUCUGGGGAGCUCCGUGGAAGAUGACCUGGACUCUGAUCACUGAGAGCAUGGACGCCCCCA